UUUUCGGCUCACACACUUCUAUUUGCAAUUAUUAUUUACCAGCGAUAUAAAGAAGAUUUACGUAAAUUUGCGAUAUGUAAAAUUUAAAAACUUUAUAAAUAGUAAUGUAUAAAUAUGACUGUGUUUCCUUCUGGAAAACAAACCGAAGAUCUUUACAAUGGCUCUCCGUCGCGAAUCGUUUUGGCAAAACCUAAAUUAGGUGGUUUUGGUUCAUCUGGAUUACCAAGUUGUUCUAAUAAGGGCACUAAUCAAUUGGGAUCAGUGUUACGCCCACCUCAACUAAAACCAACAUGUAAUCUAUUUGCCAAAAUAACUACGGAAGAGCUAAAUGUGGAUAAGAAAAUUCAUGGCGAGGCAGUGGCUAGUACACAAGAUAGUAACGACGACGAAGACGAAAGACCUAAAUUUGUCCCACUGGGAAGUACUAAUGCCACUCCCAAGACUAAUACCGCCGUAACCGCACGCGUAUCUUCCGCUUCCACACCAUCGGCAGGUUUUGUUUUCGGACAGAAUUUAAGCGAGAGAGUCGUCAUGAAAGAAGCCCUGAACGAUGGAGAAAGUCAAGACAAUCACACUUCCACCAAUGGAACACCUGAACUAUUGUUUUCGAGCGCCGCGGCCACCGUCAAAGAAAAUCCUCAGGAGGACCCCGGGCCCGGCGAGGGCAGAUCGGAGAGUUUGGCCGCGGCGGCCGCGGAGUACGAGCGGUCGCACGCCCGGCCCCCGCCCCCCACCUCCAACUGCACCACCACGGGCGAAGAGGGCGAGACCAACGUGCUGCAGAUGACGUGCCGGCUGUUCGCGUGGGAGGCGGGCGGGUGGCGCGAGCGCGGCCGCGGCGUGCUGCGGCUAAACGACGGCGCAGGCGGCGGCGCCCGUCUCGUGGCUCGAGUGGCAGGCUCCUUGCGGGUGGCGCUCAACACGCUGCUGUGGCCCGACAUGGUGCUGGAGCUGGCCGGCGCCAAGUCUCUGCGCAUCACCGCCGCCGACGCGCAGCUGCAGGUCAAACUGUUCCUCAUCAUGGGAGCGCCGGGUGACAUCGGCCAGCUGCACAGGGCGCUGCAGACGCGCGUGACGAGGAUGAAGCGAGCCGCCGCCGACGGAGGGAGCGGGCCCUGCCCGGACAGACUCCGGGACGCCCCCGAGACGACGAAUCCCGAGGGCGAAAGCCAGGAACCGUCGGAUGAAGAAAAGGAAUCCGCGUCGCUGAAGAGGAGAGAAGAGUCGGAGGAGGGGACUUCGCCUAAGAGACCUUGUCGCGACGUGUCCGUGCAGUGAGUGAGAGUGAGUGACGUGAAGUGACUGUGUACGAAGUACUUAGGUGAUGACAAUUAGCGUAAUGUUUAUUAUUAGGAGAUCCGAUAUUUGAAAAUGUACGUAUUUGCUAUUCUGUAUGAACUUUGUCAAAUAUAACAUUUACUAUGACGAG
Molecule: messenger RNA, 1429 nt
Organism: Pieris napi
Lineage: Eukaryota; Metazoa; Arthropoda; Insecta; Lepidoptera; Pieridae
Gene: RanBP3
Product: ran-binding protein 3
Exons: 5
Coding region: 115-1278 (387 amino acids)
Biological process (GO): protein export from nucleus
Cellular component (GO): nuclear pore; cytoplasm
Molecular function (GO): GTPase activator activity
Source: RefSeq, a predicted model, not a curated record